AGCGCAGGCGCGGCCAUGGCGGCGGCCGGCGGCGCGGAGGGCGCGGGUGGAGGCUCCGCGCUGUGGGCCGAGGUGCGGGCGCUGCUGCCCCGCGCCGAGGAGGGGCUGACCUUGGCGCUGAGCGGGGAGGUGGAAGGCUGCGUCCUGCCGCUGCUGCGGCGCGCCCGCGCCCUGCUCUACAGCCCGCCGGGCCCGCCCGGGGCGGCGGCAGCGGCGGCGCUGGCGCGCUUCGGCGACGUCCUGCGCGACUAUUCCUGGGAGAAGCUGAACGCGGUGCCGUGGAGGGAGGUCGGCAAGGGCUGGCGGCAGGUCUACGCCUACGGCUGCCUCUUCGGGGCGCUGGCCGAGGUGGCCGCGGGCCGCCCGCAGGCCGCCGUGCGCCUCUGCGACCUGGGGCUGCUGCUCGGCGCCGCCGUCCUGGACAACGUCCUGGCGCGCCUGGUGCGGGCGCUGCAGCCGCGCCUGCCCCGCGGGACCGCGCCGCGGGACCGGCCCCGCGCAGAGAGGGUCCGGCCGGAGCGGCCCCCGCCGCCCCCCGCGGUGCAGCCGGAGGAGGCGAUUCCUCACCUUCACUGCCCUUCGCUGGAGCACUUCAGAGACAACUACCUCAUUCCCGAGCGGCCCGUGGUCCUGGAGGGCGUCAUGAACCACUGGCCGUGUAUGAAGAAGUGGAGCGUGGACUAUUUUCGUCAAGUCGCAGGGUGCCGCACAGUCCCCGUGGAGUUGGGCGCCCGGUACACAGAUGAGGAAUGGUCUCAGCAGCUCAUGACUGUCAAUGACUUCAUCAGCCAGUAUAUCAUGGAUGAGAACAGUGUAGGAUACCUUGCCCAGCACCAGCUUUUUGAUCAGAUCCCAGAACUGAAAGAAGAUAUCAGUAUCCCUGACUACUGCUGCCUGGGGGAAGGGGAAGAAGAUGACAUCACCAUUAAUGCUUGGUUUGGUCCAGGAGGCACAAUCUCUCCUCUUCAUCAGGAUCCCCAGCAGAAUUUUUUAGCCCAGGUAUUAGGAAGAAAGUAUAUCCGUCUGUAUUCACCACAAGAUUCAGAAAACCUGUACCCACAUGAAAGCCAAAUUCUUCACAACACUAGUCAGGUUGAUGUGGAAGAUCCUGACUUGGUCAAGUUUCCCAAUUUCACAAAGGCUGCAUUUCAGGCCUGCAUUCUGAUGCCUGGACAGAUUCUGUUUAUUCCAGUUAAAUAUUGGCACUAUGUGCGAUCGCUUGAGCUCAGCUUCUCUGUCAGUUUCUGGUGGUCAUAACUCUGAAGCAUCGUCUGCAGCAUUGUAAUGGGAAUUAAAGAUCAGCAAAGUAGCAUCUAGCAGCAUCUUUUCAUGAGGUUAGAGGUGGAGCAAAACCAAAAACCAACAACCUCUUGCUGAAGCAUGGAGAAAGAACCAGGACGGGUAAAUGGAAAGGUGAUGCUGCAGCCACUUCAUUUUUGUAGAUGUUUCUAAUAACUCCUUGUGAAGAGCAUAUGUUAGGUCACUGUCCUGUGUGCCUGUGUCCCUCAGAAACAGCCUGUGUCUGGGCACUGCCAGGGCUCUGCCUCUGUCUGCAAGGGUCCUGUCGUACUCUUUCCCAAUUGUUCUGACUGUGGCAAUAUUCCCUCCCUUACUGAACACAGCUGCUCAUGACCUGGCCUUAUGUCAAGACAAACUGUUCUGCAUCUAAAGAAGGGACAAAAAUCAAGCCACUCCAGUGCCAGCUGGAAGUGUUCCAACUCCAGCCCUAGGUCAGAGACCUUACACGUGCUGCAUGGAUUUCUCACCUGCCUGAGGUGCUACAGCAGGUGUCAGUUCCAUUGCGUAGCUCAAACUGUACAAAUAAGGAACACCUGCUGAGAAAGGCUUCUUUGAAGAGUCCACCUGCAUAGAUCAGCUUGCAGGACUGACUAAAACACUUGCAUCUUUCAUCCCCAAAACAUGCACUGCAAGUCCCAACCCAAGAAUAUGGAGAACUACAAACACAAAACAGCCUCCAAGAAAGCUGUGCAGGCAUUACUGUGAAGGAGAACAGGAAGGUCAACAAUAGUUUUAUUAUAAGAUUCUUAGAACUUCAGAAAAUAAGUACACUGGCCACUGUUACUAAUGAAUAAAACACAGUCUAGCUGUUCUGCCAGAGUGAGUGAAAACAGCUGUCACUGACAGCAAGUUCUACUGGCAUCAUCUAGGGCUGAGAACGGAGCUCUAUGGUGACUGGGAGGUCAUCCGACUCAUACCUGUAAAGAAAAUGAAGGUUAAUGGGUGACACACACAAAAAAAGGAUAAUAUUGUAUAGCCUCCUGAUUUUUAAAAUGGUUUGUAUAUUCCUGUGUUGCCGUUCACAAUGUCCAAUUCACCUAGAGAAAUAGGGCGUUCCAAAGAGAUUCUUAAAAGCUCAGUAUUUCCAGAAGUUUUAGUGCCAUGGGUUGUGUGUGUCCCCUACUCCCUGCCACCUCCCCACCUUAAGGUAGUUAUAAACAACAUGCAGGGUCUGCUGUGCCCCUGUGGCACAGUCCAGGCACUGUGAGGGCUUGGUGUUGCCCGUGUGUGGUUUAAUGUCUCAAACGUACGGCUGAAGCCAGAAAAAACUGAGAGUUACAGCUGUAAAUAAUACAGGUACUGCCACUAAA
Messenger RNA from Pseudopipra pipra, 2609 nucleotides. It is a transcript of the gene KDM8, whose product is annotated as lysine demethylase 8. Gene Ontology annotation, cellular component: nucleus. NCBI's taxonomy places the organism in Eukaryota, Metazoa, Chordata, Aves, Passeriformes, Pipridae. The transcript has 7 exons. The record is from RefSeq and is a predicted model, not a curated record. Gene Ontology annotation, molecular function: histone H3K36 demethylase activity. The coding region runs from base 16 to 1257 and encodes 413 amino acids.